Colletotrichum phormii is the source of this 3077-nucleotide messenger RNA. Its product is annotated as pyridoxal-dependent decarboxylase domain protein. The record is from RefSeq and is a predicted model, not a curated record. Gene Ontology annotation, biological process: carboxylic acid metabolic process. Bases 1 to 3009 code for a protein of 1002 amino acids. Gene Ontology annotation, molecular function: pyridoxal phosphate binding; carbon-carbon lyase activity. Lineage: Eukaryota; Fungi; Ascomycota; Sordariomycetes; Glomerellales; Glomerellaceae. The transcript has 13 exons.
AUGGCUUCCAAGAACACAGCCUACAAUACCAAGGCCACUUAUGAGGAUGAGUCUCAUCAGAUCAUCUCGUCAUACUUCAUUGGUCCUCAAGCUGAGAACCUUCCUUAUUUCAGGAAAAACAUCAAUCUUAUCUUGGAUGAGCUUGAAGCUGCGAGAAAGAAUUACUACCCUGAAGAUGGACAGAAUUUCAUCGAUGAGCAGACACAGAACACGCCUGCUUUCCGCAAUUCCAUGGACAAGCUCAAGAAUGCCGUUCAAAUGGCCUCCAACAUUUUGAGCAAGUCAAGCAUACCGUUCUGGUCCCCUCGCUAUGAAGCUCAUAUGUGCACUGACCUGAGCAUGGCUUCAAUGCUGGGAUACUUCAUGACGAUGCUUUACAAUCCAAACAACGUCGCGUUUGAAGCCAGUCCGCUGUCGACCUUGGCAGAGAUUGAAGUAGGCGAGCAGCUAUGUGAUCUCUUUGGCUACAACAUCAAUGAGGACAACACCGAAGCUCCUACGUCCUGGGGCCAUGUCACUUGUGACGGCACCGUUGCCAAUCUGGAAUCCAUUACUCAUACCUUCCCAGCUCGUAACCUGAAGUUCUAUCCCCUUUCGCUUCGCAAGGCCUUUGGAAAUGGUGAGGCACUCAACUUCUUGUCGGAGGCCUUCAAAGUCGAGACCUGCAAGGGAGAGACCAAGUUGUUCACUAAUCUAUCGACUUGGGAUCUGCUCAACCUUAAGCCAUCUGACAUUCUUGAUCUCCCUGAUCGACUCUAUCAGGAGCAUGGGGUGUCGAAUGCAUUCCUUUCUGACGUGAUGAAGAAGUUCACAAUUCAGUCCACUGGUAAGGAUGAGCUAGAGAGGGAGUUUGGACUCGAUCUACCAGGCCAAUACAUGCUGUCAAACACCCGACACUACUCUUGGCCCAAGGGUGCGGCAAUCAGUGGCUUGGGUUCCGACAAUGUUAUUGGCAUUCCAGUUGAUGCGGGAGCGCGUCUGGAUUUGGGCUUGUUGGAGAAUAAACUGCAAGAGAGUCUCGACAAAGAACAGCCCGUAUAUGCGGUGGUUGCUAUCAUAGGUUCCACGGAAGAGGGUGCUGUGGACUCUCUCAGUGGUGUUCUCGCCCUACGCAAGCAAUUUCAAGCCAAAGGACUGUCUUUCGUGGUUCACGCUGACGCUGCCUGGGGAGGGUAUUUCUGUUCCAUGCUGCCUAAGGACUAUCGGCCUGGAGAUGUCAUGAAUCUCCCUACUGACAUGGGUGCGGCCGAUGGCUUCGUGCCGGAUGCGACACUCCGCGCCCAGACUCAGGAUGAUUUGUUCGCCAUGCGCUUUGCCGACUCCAUCACCGUUGAUCCCCACAAAGCGGGCUACAUUCCCUACCCGGCUGGCGGUCUUUGUUACCGUGACAAUCGUAUGAGAUUUUUGGUCACUUGGACAAGUCCUUAUUUGUCGCGAGGCUCGGUCACCAGCAUUGGCAUUUACGGUGUCGAGGGAAGUAAACCCGGUGCCUCUGCAGUCUCGACAUGGUUGUCCAACAGGACAAUCGGUCUUGAUGCAAAGGGCUAUGGUGCCUUGCUUGGAGAAGUCACUUGGACUUGCAGCAGGCUCUCUGCGGAAUGGGCAGCGUUGACAGACUCCAAAAGCCCUUUUGUCUGCGUGCCUUUCAAUAUGCUACCAUCUGAACUUGAGCUGAAUUCAACUGAGGAGAAGAUCGAGGCCGAAAAGGCGCUUAUCCGGGAACACAUUGUCAAGAAGACGAACGCCGCCAUCAUUGCCGCAGACAAAGAGAAACCAGAUGACGAAAAGCUCAUGAAACUCCUAAGAAGCUUGGGUUCAGACCUCAACAUCAAUGCCUUCGCAUUGAACUUCCGUUACGAGGAUGGGCGUUUGAAUGAUGAUAUCGAAGAAGCCAACUACCUUAUGCAAAGAGUCAUUGAGGCCCUUUCCGUUGACAGCCCAGACGAUGAUCCCACCAAGAUUCCUCUUUUCUUGACCUCGACCGAAUUCUCUGACGAGCUGUAUGGAGAAUGCAAGGCGAACUACGUCAAGCGACUGGGCUUGGAGCAGAGUCCCCUGGACUUGAUGGUGUUGCGAAAUGUCGUCAUGUCUCCUUUCCCUACUGAUGGCAACUUCACAAAUCAGCUCGCCGACAUCUUUUAUGAUGUCGUUGCGAAGGAGACUGAGACCGUUCGCAAGCGUAACACCCCGGCCCCGGACUUCCAUAGCUUCCUCAUCCAGGGCACAGAGGAGAUAUACUUGAUCCAUCUACCCAUGUUCCAUGUGGCGAACCACCGACAGCAGCUCAUUGUCAACGCGAGCUUUGAUGAGAAGUCGAAGGCCAAGUACAUUGAAUUGAAGAAGUCAAACCCGACUGAGCCGAUGCUGCUCGUGACACAGCGCAAGGUAAUGGCCAAAGAUGUCAUCGAAGCCAAGGGACACUUUGAUGGGCAGAUCAUGACAAAGGAGUCCGGCAUCAUCCUCCAAGACGUUUGUGUUCAAUUGGGGAAGACCGUCGUCAGCCGUCCAUUGAACUCGAAAUAUCGUCUCGACAAGUAUCCGGAUACCUUCUUGCCAUUUUACCUCUACGGGACUCGUAAGUACACCAACAUUGACCACGUCAUCACCCGAGCGCCGAAUACGCAGCUUUCCGCCGGCCGCUGUAAGCUCAACUUCUACAAGAAGGUGGAUGAUUCAAUCUGGAAGAAACCCUUGGUACUUCUCAUUGAGGACGUUCGUGAGGCGAUCGUUAACAGCGGAACGCGGAGUGGCGCCGCCAAAGGGUCCAGCUUUUUCUUCCAGCCAGGUGCAACUUUCAAGGUUGGAGUUUGGGAAGAUGGCGACCGUUCCAGUGCCAGCUCUAAGUAUGCGAGCUUUGAGCUGGGCAAGUUUGUUGGCCGAGGCGAGCUCACUCUUGGGGAGAGCGUGUACGUCGAUAGUGAGGCCAUGAACCUUGACCCCUUCAAGAAGGUCGAGAAGGUCGCUGAGUGGCGCCGCGAGUUUGACAAGAUUGGCAAGGAGUUGGACUAGGCCUCUAGGAAGAUCUAGAUAUGGUGCCGUUUUGAGACGGAGUAAUCCACAAGAUUGGACGUUUGAUG